CUAAAAUGCAAACAGAGAGGCGUUAGAAUUGUGCAGUACACUUACGGGAGGACAACCAUAUCUGAUUCAAACACUGCAAGUCAGAAGAAGAACCAAGUAGCAUCAAGAGUCUUUAUAGUAGCAGAAUACAUUGCCAAACAGGUGGGAUUGCCUGCCUGAUCACUACCGUAAGCUUUAGUCAGAACACCGAGAGGUCACUAUGGCAGUUACUCUGUGCCAAGUGAUGGGGUUUGUGCUGAGCACCUUGGGGGUUGGCGGGGUCAUUGCGGCCACUGGGCUAGACCAGUGGAGCACCGAAGACCUCUACAGCAACCCGGUGACGGCGGUCUACUCCUACUACGGCCUCUGGAGGUCCUGUGUGAGGCAGAGCUCUGGGUUCACCGAGUGCCGGCCAUACUUCACCAUCCUCGGCCUGCCAGGUCUCUUCCAAGCAGUGAGAGCCUUGAUGAUCGUGGGAAUCGUUGUUGGAGCAAUUGGCAUCCUGAUUUCGAUUUUUUCUCUGAAGUGCAUUAAAAUAGGAUCCAUGGAAGAUACAGCCAAGGCUAACAUGACCUUGACAUCUGGGAUCAUGUUUGCUAUCGCAGGUGUCUGUUCUAUUGCUGGAGUUUCUGUUUUCGCCAAUCUGGUAGUGACUACCUUCAUGAUGACCACCUACAGCACUCCAUUUUUGGGAAUGAGUGGACUGGGCUCUGGGGCGUUAGGGGGAACUCUUACUCCCAGGUAUACAUUUGGAGCCGCCCUCUUUGUUGGCUGGGUGGCUGGGGGUGUGUUGAUUGUAGGCGGGGUUAUGAUGUGCCUGGCCUGUAGAGGAUUGAUGCCAGAAAAGACUCGCUUCAAUGCUGUAAGCUAUAGAGCGCCCUCCCACAACACCAACUACAGGUCUGAGGACAGGAACAGGCCAGCCUAUGACGGGUCUUUCAAGGAGGAUGGCAGGAGAUCCAACCAAAGAUUUGACUAUGUAUAAACCCGGUCGAUUUCAAUUUUAACAUUAAAAUAGCAUUUGGCAGUAGCACUGGUAAUUCAAUUAAUGGUACUAAUGUGCACCAAAUGUUCUUUAAUGUAUACUAAUGAAUACCUUAUAUAUGCAUAUAAUUCUAAUAUACUGUUUUGUAAUAGAUGGUUAUUGUUACGGUUUUCGGCUCUCACAACCCACAACAUAAAUGAAGCGGACAACAGUAUUGAAUUGCGAAUUAGAAUAACAAUUUAUUUUCCAAAGGUAUAAUCAAAGGUAGAAUCAAAAACACACUCUGCCCACGCCAAGCCUACUGCCAAGAGGCCUGACGUGCAAAAAGGUUAAAAAGGGAGAAGGAGAGCACAAGAGAAUUGAUGCUGAGCCCCUUUAACAGGUGCCGCCAAUUAUCCACUUUGCCCCCUCUCACCACUGGUCCACACCUAUUGAUUCUUUUUUCUCUAGAUUCCUUGGGUUCUGCUGAGUUCAAAGCCCUGUCAAUUUCCGCCAUGUUGGUUUUCCAUCUUUCUGACUUUUAUGAAAGACACAUUUUAAACAUCUCCUAUUUCUCUGAGCAGAGUAGGCUGACCAAAAGUUUCAAGUUUAGCCACUUGUGGGGCGAAAUACAUUUCUUGUUGGGGACCAUUACAGCAAUGGACCCUAUCAAAUAAUGUGCCUUUUUCAUUGGUCAUUUCGUUUUUCAGCCUUCUUGGCUGGUUUUGUUGAAAACAUAUUUAAACCUCUCCUCAUAGAGAUAUUGCUCAAUCUAGCUGCAAUUUUUGGGUAUUACUUCUUUGGUCAUCGUCUUUAAGUUGCUAGGAGCUCUGUCUCACACAGAAUUUGACGAGCAUGUUUUUCACUUCAUUAAUGAAUGAAAAGUAGUUACACCUCAUCGCACAUGCCACCAUUUUGGCAAAGAUUCAGGAACAGGAAGUGAGGUGUUUGUCCAAAAUUUCAAAUAUAUUUUUGGCGAGAGGCCCUGGGGGUGUACAGACUGAACGGGGCAAACUCAGUAGUGCCAUCUAGUUGCUAAAACCAAAUUGGCCAUAUAUCUGGUUCCAUUGCUCCUGCAUCAGUAAAACUUGAAAUUAUGCGCAUAUCAGAGCCCAGAGAGCAAAAGUGUGUCGAAGGUGCCAAUAUACCCAGUCAGCUGACUUGGAUAUUUUUUUCAAUUGUAGUGCUUGGCCCCUUCAUUGCUGCUUUGAGCUUUCCUUAUUAAUAAUAAUAAGAAGAUUAAGAUUAUUAUUAUUAUUAUUAUUAUUAUUAUUAUUAUUAUUAUUAUUCACAAAAGAGCAGAAACUAAAAUGUAAUAUUCACAUCCUGUAGUUAUGGGAAAAAUACUACUUAACACCUCCAGGAUCUUCAUGUGGACAUGUGGUAAAAUAAAGUUGAUGUAAUAAAUUAAUUUGUUUACAUUAAAUGCGAUAGCUUGUCUGUUUGUAUGUAUUUACAAAAAUUCUAUUACAUUGCAAUUGGCAGAUUUUUACUACAAGUUAUAGAAUUGUAUGUAACUAUAUGUAACUAGUUUUAUCAUACUGUGCAAAAUGUAAUUUGUACCUUGAGUUGACAUUUUAUAUAAAAUGGGGAGCAAAACUAAUUGGACACUUAUCCGCUUUCUUGGCCAGCUGUGUGGCCAAGAAAGCCUUUGCAUCAUUAGUUAAUGCACAAGAAAGCUACCAAAAGGUCUAGAGUUGAUACUAGUUGUGAAAUUUGCAUUUGGUUGUUGUCUCUCAAUCAAAUAAGUGUCAAUAUCAGUAAUACAAUCUACCAUGAGUCUGAGAAAUCAUGUAAAAACCAAUUAUUUGAUACAUUGUUGGGAAGUAAGAAUGCACUGGUGAGCUUGUGGAAUGUUCUUGACUGGCCAAGUCAAUCACCCGUCCUGAAUCCAAUUGAAGUAUAGGUCUGGCAGAAGAUCACCAUGGAAGAUGCCCAGCAUCUGAUGAUAUCUAUGGGUUCCAGUCUUAAGGCAGUCAUCAAAUGCAAAGGAUUCUUCAACCAAUUGCUAAAUUUGAUUACUUUAUUUCAGAUUGUUAAUUUGUCCAAUUACUUUUGCUCCCCUAAAAUGGAGGGACUAUGUAUAAAUAUGGAAUGUAAUUUGUACACGGAUCAUUGGAAAUUAAUGUAAAUAUCCUCAAAUUAAAGGUGACAGACUCCA
This is a messenger RNA of Anguilla rostrata (American eel), 3104 nucleotides long. RefSeq names its product claudin-18-like. Bases 200 to 964 code for a protein of 254 amino acids. Gene Ontology annotation, biological process: bicellular tight junction assembly; cell adhesion. Gene Ontology annotation, molecular function: structural molecule activity. NCBI's taxonomy places the organism in Eukaryota, Metazoa, Chordata, Actinopteri, Anguilliformes, Anguillidae. The record is from RefSeq and is a predicted model, not a curated record. The transcript has 5 exons. Gene Ontology annotation, cellular component: plasma membrane; bicellular tight junction.